Messenger RNA from Trypanosoma cruzi, 225 nucleotides. RefSeq lists its product as uncharacterized. The transcript has a single exon. The record is from RefSeq and is a predicted model, not a curated record. The coding region runs from base 1 to 225 and encodes 74 amino acids. NCBI's taxonomy places the organism in Eukaryota, Euglenozoa, Kinetoplastea, Trypanosomatida, Trypanosomatidae. Gene Ontology annotation, cellular component: endoplasmic reticulum.
AUGCCUCUGAGCCCAGCAAGAACGAUACGUGUCAAGGCACAGAAGCAAAAUGAACAAAUUCGUUCCCCCCGUCUUUCAAGUGAGGAUAAAAAACGCAUUCGUGAGGCGAAAGAAAACAAGUCAUCCGUUUCAUUGUGGCUUGCGGUCUUCAUGAUGUUUGUUGUUUUUGGAUCAACAAUUGUGCACAUAUACCUUAAUAUUGUGUCAUCGCCAAGGCGUGGGUGA